AUGAAGGCUUCUUCAUUGUACGGGCUCGCGGCGGCUGGUAUAUCUGCGACCUGGCCGACCGUACACGCCUUGACCUUUGACGCGGUCUCGAUUCCCGAAAUCAACCUCGCCUCGCUAGGUCGGGUGACCAUCACUGGCGACUUUGAUGGCGUCUCCCUCUACGAAUAUGAAGGGCAAACCCAGACCACACAGCGUCAGGGCUCGUUGCUCCUCACUCCACUCCCCAAUGGCAUCCUCACGAGCCUAUCAUCCGCCAAUGCUCAGAUCCGAGACAUGUGCGCCUUCACGAAACAGGACGGGACUUUUGCUGGAAUCUUUGUGGGUGGAAACUUCACCAAGCUGGGCAACGUCGAGUCCACUGCUGUAGCUCUGUUCCAUCCCAACACGAGCGACGUUACGGCGCUGCCCGGCCUGCAGGGAUCGGUGUCGUCGGUGCUCUGCGAUCAAGACGCCAAUCGCGUGUACGUGGGUGGGGACUUCUCGUACAAGAACUCGAGCAAUGCAAUCUCCUGGUCACCCACGGAAGGGUGGACGGAGCUUAUGUUUGACGGACUCAAUGGUCCUGUCAACUCCAUCAUCAAGCGAAGCGACGGCCAUAUCAUCUUCGGAGGCUCAUUCGAUGGGCUGGGCAACAUGACAAGUGCAUCCGCCAGCGAACGUCAACAGGUUCUCAAUCUGCAGACUGCGACCGUGACUGCCGACGCCGAAUCAUCCUUGAGCGGGUUCACCGAUCCGCGCAAUGUCAUCUGCUCGACAAGCGGCCAAGCUGGCCCCGGCAAGACCUGGUUGCUCCACGACUAUGCGCCCGGAUUCUGGAGAGCCGAUCUCGGAUUCACAUUCCAGCCCACCAAGCUGCGACUCUACAAUACCCAUUUCGAAAACCGCGGCACCAAAAGUUUCCUGCUGCGGGCCCUGCCCGACACAGGAAUCAUGAACCUGACGUACACGGAUGACUCGGGCAAUGUGGCGCAUUGCGACGCCUCGUGCCAGCUUCCUGAAAGCAGCCAGGAAAAGUACCGGGACUUCACCUUGGUCAAUCCCGUGGGCAUGAGAGGGUUCCAGAUUGAGAUCCUCGAUUGGUGGGGCCAAGGUGCAGGAUUGAAUGGGAUCGAAGUCUUCCAGGACCAAAUCAAAACAUACGCCGUCAAUGCCUUCAACGAGCCCGCUUGUGCAGGACUGGACUUUCCCUCCAAAUCCACCCACACGGGCUCGUGGACGGUCAAGGACGCCGGAUAUCUGUCUGCGUCCGUGACCAACUCGAAUGACAGCAGUACCUCCGUUGUUCUGUACCCCAACAUCAAGGAGUCGGGUAACUAUACCAUUUUCUUGCACACUCCCGGAUGCGUACAAGACAACAGCUGCAGCUCUCGUGGUUCGGCCAACGUGACCGUGAGUGUGACCAAAGGAAAGAAGUACCCACAACCGCCCUCCAUGACGAAGACCCAGACGAACAAUGACAAUAAAAUCGAAACGCUCUAUUCUGGCUACGUCGAUGCCAGCAGUGGCUCAUUCCGCCCCGCCGUUACAAUCCAGCCUGUGCCGGGCCAGGGAGAUCUGACCUUUGUCGCAGGCAGUGUCGAGUUUGUGCUCCUGUCUCAAUCGACCUCCACCGACGGUCUAAAUGGGCUUUACGACUAUGACCCGUCAGCCAGGACCAUGCCGAAAUUGGACAGCUCAGCUGUGAACAAGGCGGGAAACGCUCUUGAUAGGGGAGCGGUGGUCAUGAGUCUGCUCGAGACUAAUGGUGCCGUUUACAUUGGGGGGAAUUUCAGCACCGAGAGAUUCCAUAACAUCAUGACCGUCUCAGACGGCAAUGCAACCGCCUUGCCUGGCGGUAGUCUGAACUCUGAAGUUUUUGCUAUGGCCGCACUGAACGACGUUAUGUAUGUGGGGGGCCAAUUCACCGCUACCACUGACGGGAGCGCCGAGGGACUGUCGUAUAUCGCCUCAUACUCCAUGUCAAACAAGAAAUGGUCACCGCUCGGUGCAGGGCUGAAUGGCCAAGUCCGGACGAUCUUCCCAGUCCAACUCAACGUGUCUUCAGCCGUCAACGAGACCAUUAUCGCGGUCAGCGGUGACUUUGAUCAGAUCCGCGCCACCGCCGAUCAGCCCGCUGUGCCUGUAGCUGGGUUUGCCAUUUGGAUACCCUCGAAGGAAACCUGGUUGCAAAGCCUCAACUCAACGCAGAUGGAAUUUGCCGGACAAGUUUCCGCCGUGGCCUCCGUCAACGGCACUUCUAUCCUUGCUGGAAAUUUGGCCACAGACGGACUGACCGCGUCCAGCGCUGUCUCGCUUUUGGACGAGAAGAAAUUGAGCCUGCUUCCUCUUCCGCUGAACAUCAAUCACACUGCAACCAUGCGAGGCAUCAAUUCGGGAGCGUACGAUACCGAGUCGAACCGAAACUUGACCAUUUUGGGAGGACAUUUCACCGCACUCGGCAGCAAUGGCUCUGUUAUUCACAAUGUCGCCAUACUGAACGGUACCGAACAGCGGGUUACCGGACUGCCUUCGGGUCUAAACAGCAAUUCUACCGUCCACGCCAUGGCCGUCCACAACAAUACCCUCUACGUCGCCGGUGUUGUCACGGGAACCAUUGGAGGCACGAGUGUCAGUGGCAUGGUUGCCUACGACUUGUCGCGCAACUCUUUCAGAGAAAAUCAACCUUGGUCCCUGAACGGCAAGAACGCUAGCGUCAGCUCCAUUGCUGUUCGACCUGGAUCAUCCGAGCUCUUUGUUGGGGGAAACUUUGAGUCUGCGGGCUCACUCCCUUGCACCACCGUUUGUAGCCUCGACUCCUCCCUCAACCAAUGGAGCUGGCCGGGCGCUUCCAUCAGUGGUAAUGUCAUGUCUCUUGUCUGGGCUAAUGCGGACACCUUGUAUGCGGUGGGAGACAUGGAAAUUAGCAACAACAAGACUGUUGUUGCAACAUUUAGCAAGAAGACUUCGGACUGGACGGUGCUCAGUGGCGCAUCACCAUCUGAGAUCCCCGGUAACGUGACCGCCUUUACCCCUGCGAACGAGGAGGUCUCGAAUUUCUGGAUUGCAGGCAGCUCGUCCAACGGGUCGGCCUUUUUGCUGAAAUACGAUGGGUCGAAGUUUCAAUCCACGGGGUCGCUCUUCGCGGAAGGCACUCGAAUUCGUGACCUAGAGGUCCUCCCCCUUAACAAAGAUCACUCGUCAGCAACCUUGCUCAACAACAACCAAGCUCUGCUGGUCCUGGGUGAGCUUGUCAUUCCGGACUUUGGCAACGCCUCUGCGGCGCUGUAUAAUGGAACCGCUGUGACGCCUUUUAUCUUGUCGUCCAAGCAGAACGGUGAACCCGGUAGCAUGUCGCGUUUGAUCAUGGAGAACAAUAACCCGUUCACGACAGAGAAACCUCACCACUCCAACGGCAUCGUAGUGUUAGUCGCAUUUUGCUGCGCCUUGGGUUGCGUCUUUCUCAUCGUUGCCGCAGGCGUCAUCGCCAACAAGAUCCAGCGUCGUCGACAAGGAUACAGCACUGCACCUCAAACCUUUGGUACAGACCGUCCAUCCGACAUGCAGCGCGUUCCACCAGAGUACCUCUUCAAUUCCUUACGUGGGCCGCCUCCCGGUGCACCCGUGCUUUAA
This is a messenger RNA of Penicillium diatomitis, 3609 nucleotides long. RefSeq lists its product as uncharacterized. Gene Ontology annotation, cellular component: plasma membrane of growing cell tip. Lineage: Eukaryota; Fungi; Ascomycota; Eurotiomycetes; Eurotiales; Aspergillaceae. Bases 1 to 3609 code for a protein of 1202 amino acids. The transcript has 2 exons. The record is from RefSeq and is a predicted model, not a curated record. Gene Ontology annotation, molecular function: protein binding. Gene Ontology annotation, biological process: positive regulation of establishment of bipolar cell polarity regulating cell shape.